This is a messenger RNA of Trypanosoma theileri, 1959 nucleotides long. RefSeq lists its product as uncharacterized. The transcript has a single exon. The record is from RefSeq and is a predicted model, not a curated record. Bases 1 to 1959 code for a protein of 652 amino acids. NCBI's taxonomy places the organism in Eukaryota, Euglenozoa, Kinetoplastea, Trypanosomatida, Trypanosomatidae.
AUGCCGUUGCGGUUUGGUCCCGGUUCUGGGAGAAGUUCCUCUGCUACACCGCUUGCUGUGGUGUAUACACUGCGGCAUGAAGAUCCUGUCAUCUUAAAAACUUACAGAAGUAAACGAAUGGAAUGUGCCCCUGAUAUGAGAAGAAAGCCGCCACGCACAGUGUACAUUUUUUUACCCUCUUCCUCACAAACAACACAGGAGACGAAAGAAGAAGAACAGCAUCAGCAGCAGCAGCAGAAAGAGAGUAAUAGUACUAGUAAUAAGAUUACACCGCUAAAACAGCAAGAUUUGUUCUACAGUAGGUGUGGGGAAGGAUCUGCUUAUACUUAUACAAUACCAAAACCGGUAGAAGUAGAGCCGAUUGAUUUGCCAGUCUUUUCUGUUCCUUUGAGGAGACCAUUGCCGUUCUCGCCACAACUGCUGCCGCUACUAGAUCACAAUGAAGUUCCAUUCCCUCUCACACUGACAUUGAGUCGAACAUUGCCACAACGUCGGAUGCAAUCAAAGGCACGUCGUGCGGAGUUAAUGAGACGGGCGUUGGAAGGAAGUCGUGUUUCUCUUACGUGGGAGGAAAUGUUGGAAGUCUCACGGGUCGCGUGGAAUUCAGCUGUACAGAUUCCAGUAACAAUAACACCACCACCACCACCGCUGCUGCUGCUGCCAAACCUCCCUCUCUUUUCCCCGCAUUUCUGUUUACCUCCUCAAAUGAUGGAACAAUACGAUGCAUCCUCGCCGAGUUGUAGUCGAGAUAACAACAACAACACGAAGAAGGAGGAGAAUAUGGUUUGUUACCUUUUUGAUUCUAUUGUGGUUCCAAGAUGGAAACCAAAUCAUCAGCUAAAAAAGCGUGGUAUGCUGCGAUGGUGCCCUAUUCCUCCAGAUCGUAAUACUCUUAUUGAUUGGAACCUCUCAUGGCAGGCAUUACUUAAUCAAGAAACUCUACUAGAGUCUCAUUUUCACGAGGCAACCAAAUCCAUUUCAGAGAUCACAAGGCCUUCAUUUCCAGAUACAACACUAAUAGUAGAUGAAUUGCCUUUCAUAAGGGAGAAGAAGAAUGUAAAUGAGACCUUUGAGCUAAUCCACAUUGUGGUUCCCUGUAUUUCACGUGUGCAAAUGCAGAAGGAAACACGACGACAACAAUGCUAUGCAAACAUACACUCUACACUCGUACAGAAUUUAUCGUCCAAUAUAAUGCCGAAGCGUAUGAAACGUGCCAUAGAGUUGCGAUUUCCAGAAGGUAAACAUGUUCGACAAACUUUAACGCUGCGAAAUGUUGCCGCAGAACGUCUGCAGGAAGAUAUUGCUGCUAUUAGAAUUCGGCGGCAUCAACGUCAGCGUCAACGAAAGGGUGUGGUCCACUGGAUUCGUGAGGGAUCAACUCCCGUCUUGCAGAGGCGUGAUCUUUGGACUGUUGUUCUCCUUUCCUCGAGAGCACUAUCUGCUGCACACCAAUUUGAACCACCAAAAUCCAGUGAGAUAUUAUGGAAUAAAAGUAAGAGAGAAUGUCAACUCCAACCUCCAUCGUUAAUAUUAUCACCCUUCAUGUUAGAUGGUGCUGUUCUAUUUUCCUCGUAUGGCUGCUCCUCAUGUUUGCCAUUGGCAGUGGAGGAGGUAGAUGAUGGGAGUUGCUGCCGUAGGGAAGACGCAGUGCUCUGUCCUCUGCGCGUGUUUUCACGGGAGGAGGAGCUGCAAAGUUUCCGGAUAAUGCGAGAGCGAGAGAUGCGGUGGGAGGUAAAGAAGGAAAUAGACAUGGGAAACGAGGAAUGUAAUGGGAAAGAAGAAGAGGAAGAAGAAGAAGAAGAAAAGUGGUAUCAUGCAGCUUUUUUGGAUGAUAUCCGUAGUAUGGCUCUACCCUACCGAAACUCUGUGGCACUCAUUGAAGAUGCAAAGCUCCACUAUUAUUGCCGUUUGGCGCUUCAUCAGGAGAAAAAACGCCUCGGUCUCCAUGAAACUCGUUAA